GAUCAUCUCAGCCUUAUUACAACCACCCAUUAAUAUAAGUUGGUGACCCGACCUCAUCAUCGAUUCCGCGUGAUAUUACUUUUUAUCUUUACAAAUUGGAUCUGGGAGCUGUCUCUUGUCGACAGCUAUUCUCUCCGAAAGCUUCUAUACUAUUCUAUUCCAAUACAAUCCAUCGCUAUCAAACGCAUCGACGACUUGCCUCAAUAUCACCACACCCCACCCCACCAUCCAUCUUGGUUCUAUCAUCAGCCUUGCAACCACCAUUUAAUAAGCCGGCCUCGCCAACGUCGCCAGUCACCACCAUAAUUUCUACGUCACACUGAGAUUUAUCUUUGCCAGAAGCUUUUUAUCGUUUUUUUCCUCAUCACCAUCUCGUCUCAUUCUCCAGAAUGGCGACAGAGACUUCAGAUCAAUCAGCAAGCAGUGAUAUCAACAUUUACAAGGAUCUCGCAUCAUAUUCGUGGGAUACCGAUAAUGAGUUCCAGGGCGGUCUAUCAGCUAUAUUGGGCAAUGCAUCUUCACCAGAUCAAAUCCGAGAAUUGACGCUUCGGGCUCAGUGUUUCUAUCUCUCUCGUAAGAAGAAGAUUGAUAUCAAUUUUGAUGGAUACAAGGCAUAUCUGGCAUCCCAUACAUCUACAUCUUCUUCUAUUGAUGUCCCUGCGCCUGAUAGCGCCACUUCAGCAAAGGACACUUUAUCUUCCAAUACUCCACAUCCCGAUCAUGAAAAUGACCUACCGCCUGCUACCACCACAGCCGAUGAAAUGGCCCCGCCACCGUAUCCUCCAUCCUUUGCUGAAAUUGUCGCUUUAAUUACAACCGGUGCUACAAUCCCAGGUAUCCGUGAUAUUCCCGAUACAGUUCUGACGGAUCAGGGUACCAAGCCAGUUGCACGAAAGCGUCGUAAGCCAUGGGAGAAAGACGUUGACGAGGAAACAAUUCAGGGUGGGGGAACAUUUGGCGACCACCGAGAUACCAUUAUCCAGCAAGAAUAUCCAACUGACGUAUAAAGAUAUUUAUUUGCAUCAUGGUCACGUUUUCUCACGAAUGCUUGACAUUUUCAGUGUUCAUGAGAAUGGCAAUAUCCAAGGACCGAUUGCUUUGAGAGAAGCCAGACAUUGAGCUGCUCUGUUCUCUACCUUUUUUCUGAUUUAUAUGAAGAACCGUGGACCUCAGGUAGUUUCAUCAAGCUAGAACCCCACCAACUGAUUUUCUAUCAUGUUGUUGAAAGCAAGUCUGUUGUACUUGUGAUUUGUUCUGUGGAUUUCUACUACUUUCGCGGGAUUUUUCUUCUAAAAUCGCUGCUCACGUUACCUUCAAAGCUUGAAAGGUUGGUCAGAUCUUCAAGUCAACACCUUUCUGCGUUCUAGUGAAUUUAAUGUCGCCAGUUGAUUUUAUCGAGUGUGAUAUGUACAACAGCGCCAAAGUUCCAUGCAAUCAUGGUAUUGAGCAGGACUUUAUAAGAAUCUGAACAAUCAUAAUAAACCCAGGAUCAGACUACCACUUUGGGUGGGAAUCCAUUGUGUAACUCUCUGGGGCUGGAGACACGACUGUGGCCAACCUUUAUCCUUCAAUUUAUAUUUUAAAUUAUUUUAACAUGGCAGCUAUAAUUAAUCUUUCAAUUACAAUGAAUUGUCUUCUUUCUCCUGAUUGUAUCUUUUGGAUCAAUACUUGGCCAUUUUGAAUGAACGGGUUAAAUGAAACGCAUGAUUAGAAGGUUAUAGAACUUGACAAAUUGAUACCCAUUUAAAUCAGCCACCAACUUCGGAUCAAUGUUCAUCAGAUGAUGUCAUCUAUUGACUUUAAAAAAAACUUUUAUUUUCUAUUAAGAACAUCUCAAAAGCUCAAAAGCUCACAUACUUUGUUGGAUCUUUGGGGGACUUCGCCUUGUAGUGCAGAUCUUUCGCAAUGUAGAUUCCCA
Botrytis cinerea B05.10 is the source of this 1918-nucleotide messenger RNA. RefSeq lists its product as hypothetical. Lineage: Eukaryota; Fungi; Ascomycota; Leotiomycetes; Helotiales; Sclerotiniaceae. The record is from RefSeq and is a predicted model, not a curated record. Bases 390 to 1007 code for a protein of 205 amino acids. The transcript has 2 exons.